Messenger RNA from Saxophila tyrrhenica, 2556 nucleotides. RefSeq lists its product as uncharacterized. The coding region runs from base 1 to 2556 and encodes 851 amino acids. Gene Ontology annotation, molecular function: protein binding; mRNA binding. The record is from RefSeq and is a predicted model, not a curated record. The transcript has a single exon. Lineage: Eukaryota; Fungi; Ascomycota; Dothideomycetes; Mycosphaerellales; Extremaceae.
AUGCCAUCUCACCUCACUCGCAGCGUCUUCCGCAGACUGCUAGCCGACCAACCCAUCAUCCAUCGAGCAUGCCUUCGACGACGACGGUACUGCUCGCUUGCGCCGGCAUCAGCCCUACUUGGAGGACCUACGAGGCAGCAUGUCGUUGCAUCAAUACCUCAUCGCCAACGGCGACACUUUCUCAACUUCAACAUCUUUGGAAGCAAGCGAGAGGCCAAAGAACCAGAUAUGGAUCCGGGCAUUGACAAGAUGAUGGAGCUGGCGAAACGGCAACGUAUGGAUGCGCGAAUGCCGUCUGUUGAGGACGCGCUGGAAGCCGUAAGGUUGUUCCUGAAACACAAACGCAGAAAGGAUCAGCCUAUUACCGACAGCCAAGCUCGCCUAGUCCACCAGAGUCUCCAAUACUGCUUCGAGAGCAUCGACGCUCUACCAAUGGACGGCGAGCAUGUACAACGGGAUGCUGAGGAGCUACGAAGCCUUGCCCGCGAGGUGGCGAAGCACUUGAGUGUCACAACCACUAGGACCACUGCGUCGAACGAACACGUACAGUUCCUGUGGUUUCUCUAUUCGCGCGCUUCGAGUCAUGGCUUCAGGAGACUCAAAAGAGCUACCAUUUUGCCACUAGUACACAUGUUGAGCCUUACUGGGUCUUCCCAUGCCGCGCGAGACUUGGUCCUACAGCAUGAGCCGGCGUUUUCGCCGAGCGAUAAGACUCGACAGCCGGCUAUUGCACGUGAGGAGGAAGGCGACCAACCAGAUCUACCUGAAGACGAUCGUUCCACAAUGCUAAGACUCAAUCAGGUGACAACAAGUUGGGCUACCGUGCUCAAUGGUUUCGUGACCGAGAAGAAUGUAGCCGAGGUGCACUCGACCAUGGAGAUGAUUCAGCAACGAAAAUGCGAUAACCAUCGCAAUGUUCCCAGAGCGAUGCUACUGUUUGCCAUGCAGCAGAAAGAUCCGGAGGCGCUGAAGCAUUGGUGGAUGAAAUAUCGGUCAGCAACUGCGGACGUGAAUGAACGUAAAGUUCUGCAAGAUGCGGUCGCCAGCCAAUUCUAUGAGGUGUUAAUGUGGUGCUUGAAGGAGAAUCAGCUCCAGCUUGGGCACGAAGUGGUCAGGGGAGAGAUGGCCAAGAACCCGCUGAAGCCGUGCUGGGACGCUGUCUUCGUCUGGGCUGCAGGAACCAAGAAAAGUGUCGACGAAAUAGGUCGAAUGAUGACUGUCAUGGAGAAGUCUAACGAAGACAUCGCCGACCGCGAGGCAUGGCGUCAGCCGGACGUGGUGACGAUCAACGCUCUCGUCGACUUUGCUGUCUCGCAGAACGACCCUUAUAUGGCCGAGCGCUUCAUUGCGCUUGGGCGCGAGCGAAACAUCGAGCCCAACGCACGCACAUUUGCCCUCCAGAUGGACUACCGCUUGAGUGUGGGCGACGUCGAUGGGGCGUUGGUCGCUUACAAAGGGCUGGUGGAACACAGAAACGCACAGAUCGAGGAAGAGUCUUUCACGGAAGAUGUCGGCGCCAUCAACCGGCUCAUAGUCGCUCUCAGUGGCACACAACGCCAUGAUUUCGACACCAUUAUGAACGUCGCGAUGGAUUUGGCGGACCGCCGGGCGCCAUUUGAAGCUAAUACUGUGUCCACUCUCGCUCUGUUGCACCUCGCCCGGGAUGAGGAGGAUGAUGCGACGGACCUCCUGAAUACUCACUCUUAUCACUUCGCCUCCACCGAGCGCACGCAUGUUCGGGACGAGAUCGUCAAGUUCGCUCUCGAUCCGAAGACACCUACCAGACGGGCCUGGCAGAGCUACAACAUUAUUCGGGACAUCUUCGACGAGACUCCUCGAGACCAGCGAACCGAGCUGAUGACAUCGUUCUUCAAUCGUGAACGCGCAGACAUGGGCGUCCGUGUCUUCCAACACAUGCGCGCACACUCCCGCGCCGACACCAUCCCGACGGUCGACACCUAUGUCGCUAUCUUUAUGGGUCUGGCAAAGCUGCGCGAUAUCGACUCCGUGGAAAUUGUUCACAACCUCCUGAAACUCGACUUCAACAUCACCGUCACAACAUACCUCCGCAACGCACUCAUCAUUGCCUACACCGCCGGCGACAAAGGCCGCAAAGCGCUCGGCUUCUGGGACGACAUUGUCAAGAGCAAAGAGGGACCCAGCUACAACAGCAUCCACGUCGCUCUGCGCGCUUGCGAGAACUCGCCGUUUGGAGACCUGCGCGCGAAGGAGCUCUGGUCGCUCCUACGCCGACGGAACGUUGAGCUCGACCAGCCACUCUGGGCCUCGUACGUCGCUGCACUGGCUGGGAAUGGCGACAACGACACCGCGAUCAGCACUGUUGAGGAGGCGGAGGCGAACGGCCAGCUGGACGUGGAGGUAUUUCUGCUGGGGAGUUUGAUGGGUGGCGCGAAUGGGCAGAUGAAGCAGGAGGAGAUUGAGGCGUGGGCGAAGGAGAAGUAUUCGGCGCAGUGGGAAGAGCUGGAACGUCUGGGGUUCGAGACGGAUAUUGCGGGCACGAGGACUUUCAACAUUGAUCGGAGGGUGUCGCCUUGA